Messenger RNA from Jatropha curcas, 1883 nucleotides. The record is from RefSeq and is a predicted model, not a curated record. NCBI's taxonomy places the organism in Eukaryota, Viridiplantae, Streptophyta, Magnoliopsida, Malpighiales, Euphorbiaceae.
UUUUUUUUGUGAAUAAAAUGAGAGCUGCUGCUCUUAAGAAGAAAUACACAGCCUAGAGUAGGCUACACCCACAGUAUCAUGUACAAGCCAAGCCAAGUACUUAACCCAUUAGGAGCUUCCUGGAGAUAGUGUGAACCAAGGGGUAACUGGCUGCCAUUGUAGAUAAAUAUUCUGCAGACCAGUAUUGCUGUUUUAUUUCUUAUUUAAUGGCAAAUGUUAUAUUUCUUUAAAAAGUAAAAUUUAUUAAUGAUAUCAAAAUCUUGAGAAUAUAGAUUACAGAGCCAUUGAAUAAAAAAUAAUAUUUCAUUGCUCAUAUAGAUUAAAUAUAAAAUUAACUAUCAUAGUUAAUAGGAUUUGCAGAUCUUUUAACAUACGAAAAGAACUCUUAUUUAUAGUAAUUACCAUUAGAAGAUUUGUUGGAGUACAGGAUGAGCAGAAAUAAAAUUUUCCCAUAAAAGCUACUUAAGAGUAAAUCAUAUAACCGCAAAAGAAAAAGAAAAAGAAAAACGGUUUUCAACUGUACCUAGUCAUGGUCACAUGGUCAGUUAAUAUUCAGUUAAAUCAAACAAAUCAUGAAGAUUCCGCUGAUCAGAAAACAUGAAAAGAGCAGCAACGGUAAAACACAUAUGGUUUGGGUAUUGGUAAUAUUUACAGUGUGACGAAGAGAAAGAGGCAUCUAAAAAAAAAAAAAAACCAGUUUCUAUCUCAUUUUCCAGAGAAAGAAAACGCAGUAAAGACUGAGAAAAUGAAAGUGGAGUGAAGGAAACAAGGAGAACGAAAAAACCCAUAAACAUAUGAUAGCAGCUAGCAAGAAGUGAAUAAGAGAGAGAGAGAGAGUAGAGAUGAGAAAAACUACAAUAUGGCUGGAGGCACAAGCUCUUAUCAAUAGUAAGAGCAGAAAGAGAAAGAGAUAUGAGAAAAACAAUAAUAAGAGCAAUGAAGUUAUUGAAGUGCCUGCAGAGAAGUUUUCAAUGACAGAAAUGAAGUCAAAGGGACAAAAGGUUGAUACUGCAAAAGAAGCUCCAAAGCAUAUAAAUACAGUUGAAAACAUUGAAACAGAAUCAUUUGAGAUGAAAGACAAUAUUGUGCUACGUCAGCUACUUAAACCGAGAUACUUUGAUCCUCCAAGUGAUUGCCGGGUGGCAUGCUCCUCUUGUGGGGAAGAAGGUUAUGUAGCAGUAAGAUGUAAGCUGCGAAACCAGAAGAAGCCGAGUUUUGUUUGUGGGAGUUCUGAGCACAUUUGGAGGCGUUGCAAACAGCAGAGGAGAAUCCUCCAGCUCGAGAAAGACCAAGAAAACCAAUCAAACCCUGAUACCUGUUUACGAUGCUGGGGUUCUGGGCAUGACAUGUUUUCAUGUAGGAGUGAUUCUUCACUUGAUGAUCUCAAGGAAAUACAAUGUUAUGUAUGCAGGAAAUUUGGUCAUCUGUGCUGUCCUGAUUUUCCAAAUUUGAGUCCAACAGAACUUUCUUGUUAUAACUGUGGAGAAUCCGGCCAUUUGGGUUCUGAAUGCAAAAACUUGUUUGAACCAAACAAUGGUUCAAAAGGAUCUAUUACCUGCUUCAAAUGUGGAGAACAAGGCCAUUUUGCAAAAGGUUGCAUUAAUAAUAUAAAGGUUCAUUGGCUCGCCUAUAAUUGCUUGAGUUUGGCUGGAGAAGAACUUUGGUUCUGCUGGUUUAGCAAAUUAUCAUGUAUUGAAAGUAUUCCUUGUUUGUUCUAUUGCAGGAUGAUGGGAAAGGAACAGAUGACUUCAGAAUAUCACAAUAGAAGGGAAAUUUUAAUGGGAUCUUAUUCUGCACCUCACGAUCUUACAUGGAAAUGAUAUGACUAAGGGCUUAUUUAGUUUUAGCAGUAGUGGUCAGAUUGUAAUCAUUAAUGAGGCUUA